GAAAAGAGUGUCCUCUUCAUGCCAAAGCACUUUUCUGAAAGUUUUGUUGUUGUUUACAGUGAGACAGUGUCACAGCACCAGCUGUUAGCACUCCGGCAACUGUCUCUAGGAUAUUUAAAUAUUUGUCACUUUAUUACUUUUCAUUUUAAAUAGCCUGUGGCAUAUGCUUAUAUCCGUAAGAGCUCCACGGUCAACUUUUAUUAAAGUUUUGCUUGCUACUAGCUAACGUUACCGGUGUCCUAGCCGGCCAGCUCUUGGUGGAUGUGAGUCAGCAAACUUUGUGCUAGGCUAGCUGCUGUCAUUUUGAAGAAGUCCCUUUUGUGUCACCAUGGACCAUAGUGGCGCUCACCCAGUGAAACUGUACGUUUACGACAUGUCCAGAGGCAUGGCCCGCCAGAUGAGUCUCCUCAUGCUAGGGAAACAGCUUGAUGGGAUAUGGCACACUGCUGUUGUGGUCCAUGGAAAGGAGUUCUACUUUGUAGGAGAAGGCAUCAACCAUUGUUCACCCGGUGGGAGCUCCUUGGGUGAGCCUGACUUUGUAGUGGACCUGGGCUCCACUGAGGUGCCUGAAGAGAUCUUUAUGGUGUACCUGACUUCACUGGGAGAGUCCACAUACAGAGGUGACAAGUACAACCUGUUUGAGCACAACUGCAAUGCUUUCAGCAAUGAGGUGGCUCAGUUCCUCACAGGCAAAAAGAUCCCAUCGUACAUUACGGACCUUCCUUCUGAAGUACUGUCCACGCCUUUCGGCCAGGCUCUCCGUCCUUUACUGGAUUCCAUCGUCAUAAAUCCCGGAGGCAGCAACAUAACUGGACAGCGGUAGACAGGGCUGUGCACAUUAAAGAAAGUACUUCAAUCCAGUGGUCGUUGAAGUGGGUGAGACUAUCACCAUCAGCCGCCAAUGAGACUCUGAUAACAUCUCUGCCUGUGGCUGACAGGUUGAUCUUUGCUAUUAAGUUUCAAGUUCAGUUUCUGUUUAUUCUAUACAUCUGAGGUUUUAAGGUGUGCCAACCACUGGUGCUAGGGGACUGAAAGAGUACAUUUCUACUCUGGAUGCAAUCAGUGAGAUGCAGCUACAAGUUUUUGUGUUCAUAAAAGGAGAGUACGUCACCUGGUUUAAUCAUGUCCUCCAGAUUUGUAUUUUAAAUUGUUAUUUGAGAGGCUGAAGUGAUCUCUUCCUGUACUGAUACUCUUGAUUGGCUUUUUAAAAGUCGAUUAGGAAGUGUGUUAAAAUUAGAUUACCAGUACAGAAAUGGAUUUAAGAAUGUUGUUCCCUUGGUAUGUAACUUGGUUUAUACCUUGCCAGCUCUCUAAAAGCAAACAGACUAAUCCUACCUCAGCCAUAUCAUGCUCUUACCAAACAUCGGUCUUGUCUUCCACCCUUUUUGGUACCAUAUCAAUGACCGCUGACAGCUCCUUGGGGAAGAGAGUGUAGUUUAAUGCUUCUUAUAAGAUGCCGUGUUCCCUCCCAUCACUUCACUUCCUAGUGGCCAUUUACACAAGUUAGAUGGAAUUUACAGUUGUUAUUCUCUCUCUUCAUCAUCAGGAAAGCUGUUCUUUACAAUUUAUCAGGAGAGAGAUUUAAGCAGUAAUGCUCAAAUCUGUAUUUUUAAUGGAGCUUAUAAAGGCUCCAAGGCUUUGCAGUCCUAUAAAUGUGUUACUUUAAUAAUGGAAUAAAAAGAAAUACACUUCAAGGUCUAGCUGGAUCCAGAUCUGCACAUGUUCAGUUCAUGGUGAAGCUAACAAUGCUCCUAGAUGCCACGAUGUAACAAAAGAUUUCUCUUAAAAUCCAGAAACCGCACAUGGGUCCAGAUUAUUACCAAAAAGUAGACCGUUGUUCAAUGGUUCAUGGAAUUAUUAAAUUCCAUUGCAUACAAACAAACAUACAAGACCAAAAUGGUAACCUCUGUGGCAGAGAUAAUACUUCUUCUCUUCAGAAGCCACAUUAGACCAUUUAUUCCCCCAAGGAGCUCAGGCUAAUCUCAGUGUAAAUUUUAGUGUAAAUUAGUUUUUUAAGAAGUAGAGCUCUCAAACUCGCCACACUGCCGUAUUCUACUAAUCAUUCAUCUUUUUAACAUGUUGUUUUUGUUCUUCUGGCCUUUCUUUGUAUUCAGUGUUUUAGAAAACACAGUUUGACCAAAUCUACGGGCCUGUCUUCACUAAAGAGAUUCUGAGAUUAAUGCUUCUUUCAGGGACAUCUGAUGACCACACAGCAUAGGAUUGUUUUUUUAAUAUAUAGGACCAAUUUGUGCAUCUUUUAGCUGCUUCACUUGCCAAGACUUAGAGUUUAUUCAAUUUAUAAAGACAGAUAUGUCUAAUAACCUUAAAUACUGAAGUUUUGUAUAGUUUCUAUUUACAUGAUUAAGCCAGACAUAAUGAAUUAGAUUCACAGCAGGUGUUCUGCCAACAGCCACUUACCUGCAUCACUGAGGGGCCAUUAAUCCCUCCUUAAAGAAAAACAUUGCUGAUGCCAUCUGUGUCUUUAGUUUUACUCUAACUGACCUUCCUGAAAAGUUGACUAGGAAUUAUGGUUAUUUUGAGAAUAGUUGUUAUUAUUAUUUCACCUAGUAGACCUAUUAAAUUGUCUUAAAUAUAAUUUUACAUACAUGCACAAGGGCUCUCAAGUCGCUUAUCAUUCCCUUAAAUUGGACUAUAUAAGGUCUUAAUUUAUUAAUUUUUAAUCUGAUUUCAUUUUACUUUUGCACUUAAGUGACCCUGUCAGGAAAAAGCCUAUGCUAGAUAAAACUUGCUUUAUAGUGAACUGUCGUACUGACCUGCUGAGAGAAAUCAACAGAAACAUUCACGUUCACACAUUAUAAACAUUGGUCUGCAAGUUGUCAAAUGUGUGACAUUUAAAACUUUGCUCAAGUUGUGAUAUUAAAAUAUCUUUUAUGUCUUAACA
Micropterus salmoides (largemouth bass) is the source of this 2902-nucleotide messenger RNA. Its product is annotated as desumoylating isopeptidase 1-like. Lineage: Eukaryota; Metazoa; Chordata; Actinopteri; Centrarchiformes; Centrarchidae. The coding region runs from base 329 to 823 and encodes 164 amino acids. Gene Ontology annotation, molecular function: peptidase activity. Gene Ontology annotation, biological process: protein modification by small protein removal. The record is from RefSeq and is a predicted model, not a curated record. The transcript is spliced from 6 exons.